Euleptes europaea (tarantolino) is the source of this 1168-nucleotide messenger RNA. RefSeq names its product SLX4 interacting protein (gene SLX4IP). The record is from RefSeq and is a predicted model, not a curated record. The coding region runs from base 1 to 1023 and encodes 340 amino acids. Lineage: Eukaryota; Metazoa; Chordata; Lepidosauria; Squamata; Sphaerodactylidae. The transcript is spliced from 8 exons.
AUGGGCCGUUGGGCUCAGUCUUCCCCUGUUCCCGCGCUCGGGCCCCGACCUCCCAGGGGGCGAUCACUCCCGUUCCCUGUCUUCUCCCCACUCCCCUCUCCCACCGACGGCUCCCCCCACGAUCUGCCGCCACUCGCGGUGGACUCCCGCUCCCCCGCUGGAACGCGGGGCCGAGCUUUGGCCUCUGUCGGGUCCCCCGGGUUGUCCCUCCACCCCCAGGACCCGUGCCGUCUGCCUCGGGCCGGCUCACUUCCCCCCGAGGUGCAAGGUCGGCGCUUGGCCUCCCCCUGUUUCUCCCUCCAGCUCUGCAUCCACCCGCGCUGCCGGCGGGCUCGGCCCCCCUCGCCUCCUCUUCCCCCUGGCCUGGAGGCUGCCCAGGCCGCUCCUGGCCCGGGGGAAGGCGCGCCGGAGGCGUCCGCGGUGGCGGCGUGUGGCAACUUUGCUGUCCUGGUGGAUUUCCAUGUUACGCCGCAAGACUUCAGUAAGGACACUCAGUGGUUCUCGAAUCAUAAGAGAGAGGAAAUCUGCAUGCUGCUAAAAGACGCAGUGGAAUCGAGAGUGGAGCAGUACCUGAAAACCCGUAAGCGACAUGGUCAGGGGAAGCAAUUGGAAUAUGCUCGAGUUGAUCCGUUGUCUAUGGAAGGUGAUGGCUUUUACAUUACGGCCUACUUUGUGAAGAGAUGGGACCGUCUGCAAUGUAUUGGGGGGCAGCAGUACAGUGAGCUGCGGAUGUUUCCAGACCGGUUUGUGAUUUGUGUCACGAGACUUGAAUCCGGUUCACCUCUUUGCGUCAGUGAGUGUGUGGCACCGAAAGAGAACCUGCCUGUUGGGACAUCUGAAUAUUUUGGAAAGUCUGAGGAAGACGAAAAGUACAAGAUUUCCCUGACACAAGAGAAAAAGAAAGAUACUCUGAAAAAGAUAGUGAAGAGGACAGAAACCAAGAGAGCUAAUGAGAGCAAACCUCAGCUCAGCAAGGACACCGUGGAAGUAUAUCUUGGCUCGCUGCGCUCAGACAGGGAGUAGGAAGAAUGCAUCUCCAGCCCCUUCCAACGCUCAGUCUAAAGCGAGACGUAGGCGUAGAGAACAACCAAAGGGUUUUGCACAAAUACAGCUGAGAACAGCUUGAGGCUUCCUGUUUCGGAAUUGGACAGUGAUGCGCAUCGGAGAC